Plasmopara halstedii is the source of this 2015-nucleotide messenger RNA. RefSeq lists its product as uncharacterized. The transcript has a single exon. Bases 615 to 845 code for a protein of 76 amino acids. The record is from RefSeq and is a predicted model, not a curated record. Lineage: Eukaryota; Oomycota; Peronosporomycetes; Peronosporales; Peronosporaceae.
AACAACCAACUAUCCUGGUCCAUAUCGCGUGGAACGAGUUGUUCCUUGGAAGGUGAUUUUCAGCGGCCACGACUUUAACAAGAUACAAUUAAGUCCAGAUUUUUCGGUAAGUGAUCGUUACGUUUCUACUGGGCUCUCGUACAUGCCACGCUUUUCCUCGAAAAUAAGCGAGUUGUAUUCUUUUGGCUGCUUGAUUUUCUUUUACAUCCACUCGACAGCGAGUAAAGCAAACCUUUAGCGCAAAUAUCGUCGGAGUUAUAAAAAAUCUCGAAGAAUCGUGACUGCUUGUAAUUACUACGUUGUUGUCGCGAUUGUUGGACUCGAACACGGGUGAAGUGGCCUCGAAUUGUGUAUUGAAUCUUCACAACUGCCGCCUUUUGACGAUGCAUUUUCGCAAGCAAUUUACAAGACGACGGGCUACAAUAUUUCGACCAUGAAUUUGCAGCUUAUGUGCUACCAACCAUUGUCGCAUCUUAUUCAUUUUGCUAUGCGCUCGAUGCUGAGUCACACAGUAGUUUAACGAUGGCUCGAAGACAUUUGAUGCAUUAGAAUCGAGGUGACAAGCCUUUGUCCUGGUGCGUAUAACCCGAAAGGAAAUCGUAUAAAUUGCUGUAAUGCGUGCUUCGCACAAUCACGACGUUUUUUUAAAACCACAAGUCGAGCAAGAAAACUAUGCGUUGAAUAUCUGCACUGGCAGCCGCAUAUUCAGAAAAUACGUCACUAUCAAUAGCAUGCAACCAAUAAAACCAGACUUGUUUUCGUGCAUCCUUAACUUAAACCUGGACAAAUUUACUCGCAACUUGAUUGAUGACUUUCUGCCUUUGAAAACGCAAUCGGUUCUCUAAAUUAAUCUUGUUCCAUGGCUCGAACGUCAAAACCAUCCGGUUUAUAACUAUGUUUCGCACAGAAGAGAAAGGUUUGUGCCAUAAUGGGGAAAUCACUUGCUCGAGAAUGCGAAAGCGAAUAGCACAAAAUUGAGUUGGAAGCUUGUUUUAAUGCAUCGUAAGGGUGUAUGUCACGUUGAAAGAUCAUAAAAAACACUGAGCUGAAGCUUUAGAGAGGUACCAUCGAAAGUAGUGGCAACCAGAUUAAAAAUUUCUACAAGGUACACACCAGCAUUCACUUUCGAGCGCCGUUGCGAAUGAAUUGAUCAGAACUUGUACAUCUGUUUCAUAUCUUCGAGAUAUCUCAGAGGUUCGGGGCUUUGACGAAAAACUUGGUGGCCACUGUUUAUAAGUAAAUUUGAUGUCUUUUGUAUCGAAAAGAUAAAGUGCUGAUAUAAUGUUGUACUGUUGAUUAUGUAAUAGCUUUUUAGAACGUGAUUGAGGAUAUGAAUGAAUCUUCAUCAAUUGUAAAGGAUGCGUUGGACAUAGUCACUUGAACGAUCUUCAACAUUAUCGAUGCAAAGCUUUGUUUGAACCUCUUGAUGCGUACAAGGCAUACUCUGUUUACGCUGCAUUGACGAUCAUACAGAUUAUAAACAGACUGAAAAACGACCAACAAAGUUUUUUCUACUUGGAAGUAUAGAAAACCUCUCACCAAGUAUUAAGGUCCUGUAAACUACUUCUCUGCUACUCAACGUCGCUUUGUUCAGGACUAUAUCAUUCAAUACAUGAUAAUACUCGGGAUUAGCUUCAACACAGUCACGCAGUGCAAAUGUCUGCAGUCCACACUUUUCGAUAAAAUCGUCACCGCUUUUCUUGCAGUAGUCUAACAUGUUUACCACACAGAAAAUUCCUUACCACACGGACCUGCCUUCAUAAAUUUGCAAAAAACACACUCAGCUUUAGGUGCUAGACUCUUGCCUGUAGCCACGUCAGUGUGAGAGAAGACACUCAGUUCCUUGCAACGCUAGGUCUUCACUUUGCCUGAUUUCGAUUUUCACAAGGCGGGCCUUGACAGCUGGAAAGGGGCUAAAGAGCGACGGGUGUUUGAUUGGAAGCUCGCCAGUCCAUUUUUUCAAUUCAUUUUCGUCAUCCAGUAUAUAAUGCAGCUUAUCACUAGCACGCAAACGC